ACGACCAGUGUUCCGUAUUUUCUCAGUUUCUUACUCCUCUUCCAUGGAGAUCGACCUUGACAUCUCCCGGUGGAUCCUCGAGUUCCUCCUCCGGCAGCCCCGCCUCGACGACGGCGCCGUCAAGCUCGCCCUCGCCGUCCUCCCCCUCCCCGACGCCGACCUCCGCCUCAAGAAGUCUGUCCUCCUCCGCUCCAUCCAGUCCGAGGUCGACGCCGCCUCCGUCUCCGAGGAGACCCUCGACGCCCUCGAGGCCAUCGAGGAGGUGGACCGGACGACGGCCGCCGGCGGCGGCGGCGGAUCCCCGCCCACCGUCUCCGACGCCAUGCGGGAGGCGUACCGCGCCGUCGCCGUGGAGUGCGCCGCCAGGUUCCUGCACGGGCGGGUGGACGAGGGGGGCGAGUAUUCCCGCGCCGUGGAGAGGAUAUGGCAGGGGAGGGUUCGGCGGAUGGAGGAGUCGGCGGUCAAGAGCGGGCUCCUCUCGCCGGAGCUGCUCCGGUGGGGUCGCCGCGUCGAGGCGGCGAUGCGCGAUGGGGGGGAGCGCGAGAGCGUGCUGGCGAUGAACACGAGGGGCGAUGCUUUCAGGUCGGUUAGGGCGUAUUUGGGCGAGGCGUGGGAGAGGAUGGGCCCUUCUUUCCUUGAGGUGGCGGCGAGCCGGAUGGCGGAGGAUAAUCCGUGUAGAGAACUGGUUGUCACGAGCGGCCGGGUUGAAUCCCAUGCUGGCGAACGCGAUGAUUUGCCCGACGUUAGAGCGAGUGCCGGUCUGAAUAGCGAAAGGCCGGCUGUAAGGAUAGAAGAUGAUGGGGAAAUGCCUGAAACGUUGAGGCCGGAUAAGGGAUUGAUCAAAAGAAAGCAGCUUGCCCGCCAUAGGCGAUCCAAAGUGGGAGUUAAGAUCAUCCAUGAUAAUGGGGAAACUGGAAGAGAUGUUGCAUCGCGUACCAGAUUUGAUACGGUCCCUUCACCUGAUGUUAAUAGAGUUCAAGAGGCACUCAAAUCUAGUUCUAUGGAGCUGCGAGCGGCAGUCGCGGACCCACUUCCUGAUGCGAUACGGUUGGCCGACUCCCUUGUCGAAAUGCUGCUGGAUCAUCUAUGAAUUUUGAGUGUGCAGAAGCACAGAUUAGGGAAGAUGUUAAUGCAUCCGAUGCCUCCGCCGAGCAGAAUGUUGGGCCUGUUCCAGGCGGUGAAGAAAAUCAUGUCAACCAGUCAACCAGCCAUCAGAAUAAGCAGUGUAAACCUAGUUUGUUUGAGAGGAACACCUCUGCUCGUACCUAUGAGUGGGAUGAUUCAAUAGAAGGCUCCCCUGAAGAACCUUUGGGCUCGGAUAGGGUUCAAUUACCCAGCCCAAGAAGAAGUGCUGUUUCUCCAUUGAGGAAGCCAUUGACUCGGAGUUUGAAAGUUUCUGGACGGAGAAAAGUAAAGAGAUGGAGUUUGGAGGAAGAAGAAACUUUGAGGAAUGGUGUCCAGAGGUUCGGCAAAGGAAAUUGGAAGCUCAUCCUACACUGCUACCGCCAUAUUUUUGAGGAGAGAACUGAGGUGGACCUGAAGGACAAAUGGAGGAACAUGAACCGAUAUUGAAGUGCAAGUAGUUGGUGUUUCAACCAGUGCUGGAGAGGCUUGCCGGCCUUGCUGGUGCAGAAGUCUGUCUAACAUAAUUGUUUUAACAAUUCGUAGUGGUGUCUAUGUCCAUUUCGAUUGUCAAAAACCUUCCUCAAAGCUAGUUUGUGCGCAUGAAGUACGUCAAGUGUACAUUGGUAGAAUAGGAUGUACACAGGUGUAGUUACUCUUGAGGGCCUUGAAGAACCUGGAAUAAUGAGAAAGGUUGUUUCCUCAUGAA
This is a messenger RNA of Eucalyptus grandis, 1831 nucleotides long. RefSeq lists its product as uncharacterized. The coding region runs from base 44 to 1090 and encodes 348 amino acids. The transcript has 5 exons. NCBI's taxonomy places the organism in Eukaryota, Viridiplantae, Streptophyta, Magnoliopsida, Myrtales, Myrtaceae. The record is from RefSeq and is a predicted model, not a curated record.